Messenger RNA from Sycon ciliatum, 3407 nucleotides. Its product is annotated as protein white-like. Gene Ontology annotation, molecular function: ABC-type transporter activity; ATP binding; ATP hydrolysis activity. The transcript has 15 exons. Lineage: Eukaryota; Metazoa; Porifera; Calcarea; Leucosolenida; Sycettidae. The record is from RefSeq and is a predicted model, not a curated record. Gene Ontology annotation, biological process: transmembrane transport. Bases 410 to 2776 code for a protein of 788 amino acids. Gene Ontology annotation, cellular component: plasma membrane.
GUGUUUGUACAUGUACAUGGUGCUUCUGCCGAUGACGUUCAUGUUAUCACUGCUUAGUGCUAGAUCCGUUAGUGGAACAGAGGAAGAAUAGAUCAAGUCGACGACCAUCACUGACUGUACAGGUGAUUCAGAACUGAAGCUUGCUCCGACUCCGGCGACUGCUCUAGCUUAGCUUGCCUAACUGUAGUACUGACUGUGCUCGGCGCCUCCGACCGAUCCGAGCCCUCACACGCAAGUAACACGUUCACUUAGGGUGGACUGAUGAAGCUGCGGAGUACUGCUGUUGCACCUUUCAAGUCGCCAGGCACUGGAAAAUCAGGCAGCAACACGCUCAGGACCUGGGACGGCCACUACGACGGUGGCGGCAGUGCAUUUGAACAGAUAAGCGGGUUCGAAUGACCCCGUCCUGAUGGACAACCAGCCUACAAGUGUACUAGACGACACGGCACUAGACCGGACUGAUGCCAGCCGUUAUGAUCGCGCUCUUGACGAAACGCCCAUGCCGCACAAAUGGGGCUCGGCUCGGUCCAUUCAAAUAGAAAAAUGGCAACAUGGACGCGGCCGUUCUAGUACGUUCCCGAGCAAAGACAGAGCAUUGGCAUGGGAAGCCCGUUCCGCUAGCAACCGCGAAAAUGUCAGUGUGGAGGACGAAAACAGCCGCCAAGAACUCCUUGAGCGACCGCCUCUUCGGAAUACAGGGGAAGUGUGCGAAGCCGCUGAAUUAUUUGACGAGUCCGAUUUGAUCUUCGACAAUGAAGGUGCUGCUGAGAUGGAUAGCGAUGGGGCUAGUUCUGCUGAUGACUACCCGCUUUCCUGUGUGCAACUGAACCCGACUCCCGACUCUGUGGACUUGAUAGAUGCAACGGAGGUGAAUAUUGAUGAUGCUGUCAGGCCAUCAUCUGCUCCCUCAUGGGCCCGGAGAACAGUUCGAGACGCCUUCGCCACCGACAUCAACUUCUCCUGGCACCGGGUUACCGUUCAGGUACCGGAGCAGCCCAAGAAGAAGGUUCCAGGCAAGACUAUUCUGAACAAUAUUCAUGGUCUGGCAAGGGCUGGGUCGCUUCUGGCAAUCAUGGGAGCAAGUGGUGCUGGCAAGACAACAUUCCUGAACUUACUGACAGACCGUACUGCCAGCGGUCUUCAAGUCAAUGCCGUGCUGGCUAUCAACGACAAUGCCAUCAAGCCAUCGGACGUGCGCAGGAUCUCGUCCUACGUCCAGCAGCAAGACUUGUUCUUCAGCAAUCUGACCGUUCUGGAGCACCUCACUGUUCAGGCUCUUCUGCGUAUGAACAGGAAUCUUACGAGAAAGGCAAGGCUGGCCCGUGUACAUGAAGUACUCCACGAGCUUGGACUGAUGGAUGUGAUCAACUCCUAUAUUGGAAGUGUAUCUGGAGGCACUCGCGGCAUAUCCGGUGGACAGCAGAAGCGGCUAUCAUUUGCUACCGAGGUGCUGACAGACCCGCCUGUGCUGUUUGCCGAUGAGCCCACGACGGGACUGGACAGCUUUGCGUCAGAGAUCGUCGUUCAUCAUCUGAAGCGCAUGGCCAAAAGCGGCCGCACCAUUCUCUGCACGAUUCAUCAGCCACCGACCGAGGUGUUCAACUGCUUUGAUGAUCUGCUCCUGCUCGCAGAAGGACGGACAGCGUAUCUUGGGCCACGCGCUGCUGCUGUUUCAUACUUUUCCAACAUUGGUUACUCGUGUCCGAGUGGUUUCAACCCUGCUGACUUCUACAUCUACACACUGGCCGUGGUGCCCACUGAGCGCGAAGAGUCACUUGCCAAAAUCGAGGAAAUUACCGACAAGUAUCUGGAGGUUGAGAAGAACGAAGGCGUCCAUGAUCGGCCUCUACCAAAGCCUUCAGCGGCACUGACAAGAACCGUACAGGAGUUGGCUGACGAGCAAGGAGAGAGCGUGCUCAACCAGCUAGCCGUGCUUGGCAAGAGAACGUUCCGGCUGACGAUGCGAAGCAUGGUCAUGGUCCAGCUCAACAUCAUGGCAACAUUGGUUGUGGCCAUUGCAAUGGGCCUGUUCUACUUGGACAUAGGAACUGAAGAGAACAUAGUGCGUCGUGUGCAGGGUAUCACCGGCGCCAUCUUCCUACUCAUCUCUGUAGGCGGGUACAACGGUGCUGGUAACAUAGCGCAGGUUGUCCCCGUGGAACACCCCAUAUUCGUAAGAGAGUAUGAAAGUGGAACAUACUCACCUGCCGUCUACUUCAUCUGCAAGUACCUGGCAACACUACCAUUGGUACUGGUUCUUCAACUGGUCGCCUCGGUCAUCACAUAUUUCAUGUUCGGUUUGGUCAGAGAAGCCGGCCGCUAUUUCAUAUUCUACGCAGUCAACGUGAUGGUACUGCUGUGUGCAGAGUCAAUAGGCUACAUCAUUUCGGCCGUGGCUGGUAGCAACUUGUCGGUGGCGUUUGCACUAACACCCGUUGGUAUAGUACCAUUGAUGCUGUUCAGCGGUCUGCUCCUGAAUCUGAAUUCCACGCCCGGCUACGUUGUCUGGUUAGAAGCUCUGUCGUUCAUGCGAUGGGGGUUUGAAGCAGCUAUGAUCAAUGAAUUCCAGCAGGACUUCUUGCAGAACUGUACUGUUCUGAACGCGACCGAGGCAUGUUUCAGCAAUGGAGAUCAGGUCCUGCAGCAUUUCGGCUUCGACACGAGCACAGAUACGAUCGGGAGGAACUUCGGUAUAAUGGCAGCACUUGCCAUUGGCUAUCGCCUUGUGGCUUUCAUCAUCACCAUGAUCUCGCUACGUAUGGGGGUGAAGAGAUGAGGAAGCGCUCCAGGUGUCUGACCUACCUGAGACAUACGUGUGCAUAAAAAUCACCAGUCGAUCAGUCCAUUGGGUUCUCAGAUGCUCCACUGUUCCAUCACCUGAAGAAAUAAAAGAAUGAAUAGAAGUGAUGAAAGCAGUGCCAAAGCUGGCUAUACAGGCAGAAUAUUCUCCUUCUUGUCCACCAUUAUCAUCAUAAUGUUAUUAUGUAGCCAAUAUCUUACUACAGUCUAUGUCUAGACUGCGGAGGCCUGAAUAUGAAGUACUUGAGUGAAACAAUUCAUGCUAAAUGAAUGUGACUUUAGCGGUCUGCAGUCUUUCUUUUUUUGAUUGCGCUUUGAAAAUUUCCAAGAAUUUCACUUGAGUGGCAGUGAUUUUUUUUAACAAUUUUUUAUACAAAUCUGAAGUAUCUGAAAUUUUGAAACAGUCGAUUUUUAAAGAAAGGACCGACGAUUUACAUGUUUCCCGUAGUUUUUCCAGCUCUAACAAGUACUAGUACAGGUGGAAUCCUCAUGAUUCGUCAAUUUGUGAUUGUCUUGUGCUCAUGCCAAAGUGUGACAAGUCUCUACUGGCAGGUAUAGACCGCCAUGAACAUCAAGUACAGUCACUGAAAAUCGAGUUGUCUUCUCUC